AUGACGAGGCCUCAAAUCAUUCGCGCCGAUACCUUGGACCUCCAAAAUCAUGAUGCCCCAUCAGCGAAAGACCAUACGAAGCAACCCGAGCACCCAGAUCCCCUUGGGGGCGGCCGGCCUGCCCCCCACCAGUCGUCGUCCAUCCGCCAUGCCCAAGAAGAUACGAGAGCGGAGAUUAUGAACGGUCCCGGUACCGCCGGCGCGGACGGGUACGGUGAUGACGACAGAGAGGCGGACGUGGCUGGAAAUGCCGACUACGAUCACGACGAUAGUGACCUGGCGGAUGGUGAAAGUGACGAUCUACUUGACGAUGAUCUCAUGGACAAAAUAUCAAGCUCUCCUUCUAUUGACGAUGAGGACAUUGAUUUCGAAUUCGUCUACGCGCUCCACAAUUUCGUUGCAACUGUCGACGGGCAGGCAAACGCUGCGAAGGGAGAUACUAUGGUGCUUCUCGAUGACAGCAACAGCUAUUGGUGGCUUGUUCGCGUGGUGAAGGAUGGAAGCAUCGGGUACCUGCCUGCUGAACACAUUGAAACGCCCACCGAGCGACUUGCCAGAUUGAACAAACACAGGAAUGUCGAUCUCUCUGCCACGAUGUUAGGCGAUAAUUCAGAGAAGUCCAAGAAUCCUUUGAAGAAAGCCAUGCGCCGACGAAACGCAAAGACUGUCAACUUCGCUGCACCGACGUACAUCGAGGCAUCCGAUGUGGAGUACUCUACAGACGAGGACGACGAGCAUGGCGAUUUCUUUAACGAUGACGAAACCGUGGAAUCCGAAGACGGAGAAGCCCAAGAGCAGAAUGAGGACAUUGUCGUGGAGCCUCUCCGGCCCAAGGGACAGAAGGAGAAGACCACAGAACAGACUGAGGGCACCGAGACUGAAGAAAAGUCUGAGCCCGAGCGAUCAAUCUCGGAACCUCGACGGUCGAGCGAGGACAUCUUUGAUCCAGAAGUGGAACCCGCCGUCAGUAGAUCCAGAAAGGGUACUGUGCGGAAUACCGAUUCUUUCUUCAAGGAUGACACUGCCGAGCCAAAGAAGAUUUCUCUAACGCCGAACCUGCUACGUGAUGAAUCCAACAACAGCAGCAACAACAGCCUCCUUAAUGAGUGGAAGGAUGGCCGUGGAAGCUUUGAAAGCAUCGAAAAGGCAUCUACAUCGCAGGAGAAGACCAAGGACGACAAGAAACGCAAGGACAAGAAACCGGGGAUGCUUAGUGGACUUUUCAAGCGCGGCAAGAAGAGCAAGUCGACCGACGAAGACAUGGACGAGCCCUUGUCCCCAGUCGAAUCCUCAUUCCGUACAUCGCCGAAGACAUCUAUGGAGUCUACCAUGUCCCAGGAGUCUCGGACCAAGCCACAGAGACAGACCAGCAACAGGUUGCAGAAGCAGCCCCCAGCGACCAUGUCCCCUACCUCGCCGACCGAACAGACCAAGGACAUUGAGGCCGCCCUCUCGAAACAGGCUGGCCGAUCAAUCCGAAAGGUUACAACAACACAAGAGGUGGAAAGCUUCGAGGAAGACCAUGGAGCUGUGACAUUGUCGAGCCCCUCAAAGGAGUCGAGCCCUUCAAAGGAGUCUUUUGCAACUCCCAUGGAGUCUCGGGACCCGUUCGCAUCUCCAGAGGAUCGACCACCCAGCGAAGCGCAGUGGAGAGGACCUUAUGGCCCCGACCACGCACCGACCGGCCAACCUUCUGUGACAUCCCCUCCCCAGAGGUUUACACCAACCAUGGACACCGGCUAUCACAACCGGGGAUCAGAAUCCCCCAUCAAUAUUUCCCCAGUGGAUGGCCACAUCCCAAUCAGUGCCCCAGGCCUGACCCCGGACACUACGUACCGAGGCCAAUCUGGGUCGCCGGUCUCCCCACCGUCGUCUCCUGAGACCGAUUCCCACGAUCCUAAGGAGACCGACGCUACUCAAGAUUCCCUUGAUACACUCUCAGUGGACACUCCCACUUGGAGUGAUGCCAGUCUACGAUCAUACAUGGACGAAGAAAACGACAUUCGCGACUUAUUCAUUAUUGUCCAUGACAAAUCCAAUAUUCCCCCGGCCGGUCCCGAACAUCCUGUCACUGGCCGUCUCUUCAAGGAGGAGAGCAAGAGGCUUAAAGAGAUGAACGACCAACUCGACAAUAUGCUUGUAAAAUGGAUGGCCCAACGGGCGCGCCGCAAUUCGAUGCGAAGCGUACAGAGUCCGACUGCUUAG
Molecule: messenger RNA, 2205 nt
Organism: Penicillium cinerascens
Lineage: Eukaryota; Fungi; Ascomycota; Eurotiomycetes; Eurotiales; Aspergillaceae
Product: SH3 domain-containing protein
Exons: 5
Coding region: 1-2205 (734 amino acids)
Biological process (GO): establishment or maintenance of actin cytoskeleton polarity
Cellular component (GO): microtubule cytoskeleton; cell tip
Molecular function (GO): protein binding
Source: RefSeq, a predicted model, not a curated record